CAAUGAGCACACAGACGGGUGGUAUAAAAGCUGAACACGGCGAAACAAACACUGCUUGAUACGUAUUAUUACCCCUUCGAGCUAAUCUAAAAUCAACAUGUCUGGACGUGGCAAAACCGGUGGAAAAGUGAGAGCGAAGGCCAAGACCCGCUCCUCCCGGGCCGGCCUGCAGUUCCCCGUGGGCCGCGUCCACAGGCUGCUGAGGAAAGGAAACUACGCCCAGCGAGUCGGGGCCGGAGCUCCGGUGUAUCUGGCCGCCGUGCUGGAGUAUCUGACCGCUGAGAUCCUGGAGCUGGCUGGAAACGCCGCCCGCGACAACAAGAAGACCCGCAUCAUCCCCCGACACCUGCAGCUGGCUGUCCGCAACGACGAGGAGCUGAACAAGCUGCUGGGAGGCGUCACCAUCGCCCAGGGAGGAGUGCUGCCCAACAUCCAGGCCGUGCUGCUGCCCAAGAAGACCGAGAAGGCCGCGAAAGCCAAGUGAAGCUCCGGCUUCUGCCCCGAAACCACGGCUCUUUUAAGAGCCACCACCUCCUCUGGAGAGCAGUUCCCAAUUCUAUUCUGAACCUGCUGCUGAAGCUGUUUUCAUAAACUGCUGAACAGUUAUAAGCUGAAUAUGAAGAACAGGAGCUGGAUAGACCUAGGGCCGGAUUCACAAAACAUUCUUAAGAAAAAAAAUCUUAAGUGUAUUUUUUUUCUUAAGUUCAGUCUUAAGAAGAUAAAAAGUCAUAUUCUCCAAAAAAGUUCUUAAGUAUUUUCUCAACUUUCUUCUUAAGUUUCUUAAGAAAAAACUUAAGAAUAAAUGGUAUUCUUGAAAUAAAAGUUCUCAUUUUUUCUUGACUUUUUUCUUAACUUUAAGACAACCUUGACCUGUCUUAAAAUUUAUUCUGUGAAAAGGUAAUAAUAAGCCUCUAAUAUCACCUUUUUCAACACAUUUUAGAUUAGUAGGUCAUAGUUUGAGGAUAUACUUUGUAAUUAAUUACACAAAGAGCCUGUUAACUGUUUGUUAGCAUGUUAGUUAGCGUGGUAGUUAAUUAUUAUUCAUUUUCCCCAAUAGUUUUUUUUUCUCACAUUAAUCUCAUCCACCAUAACCUUGAAAAGUUCCUGCAUCUCUUUUUCUCCUUCUCCAUGUUUAGUGACUGACUGACGGUUAAACUACCUGUAUAAAUGUUGUUUGUUGGCGCGUAUUUUAAGAAGUUCUUAAGUAGAAAAAUAAGAAAUUCGUAAGAAAUGACAGUUCUUAAGACGGUUCUUAAGAAAAUAAUGAGGAAUUGCACUUAAGAACUUUCUUAUGAACUUCUUAAUUUUAGAUUUUAAGACAUUUCUUAAGAUUGUUCUUAAGAAUAUAUUGGUGAAUCCGACCCCUGGUUUUGAUGCUCUUGAGGGCAAAAUGAGCAUAAGGAGAGAAACAUUUCUAAUAUAAACUGGGACGAUAUUUUGUUACUGCUGGUCUGUAAUGAGUUUUUUUUUUGUGUGGAUGUAAAGUUUUGCUUUUCAAAAAAUAAAAAUUGAUCUGGGAUUAUUUAGU
This is a messenger RNA of Cololabis saira (Pacific saury), 1528 nucleotides long. Its product is annotated as histone H2A-like. The transcript has a single exon. Gene Ontology annotation, molecular function: DNA binding; protein heterodimerization activity; structural constituent of chromatin. Lineage: Eukaryota; Metazoa; Chordata; Actinopteri; Beloniformes; Belonidae. Gene Ontology annotation, cellular component: nucleosome. The record is from RefSeq and is a predicted model, not a curated record. The coding region runs from base 98 to 484 and encodes 128 amino acids.